Messenger RNA from Limanda limanda (common dab), 1215 nucleotides. It is a transcript of the gene usp21, whose product is annotated as ubiquitin specific peptidase 21. The record is from RefSeq and is a predicted model, not a curated record. Gene Ontology annotation, molecular function: cysteine-type deubiquitinase activity. The transcript is spliced from 11 exons. Lineage: Eukaryota; Metazoa; Chordata; Actinopteri; Pleuronectiformes; Pleuronectidae. Gene Ontology annotation, cellular component: cytoplasm. Gene Ontology annotation, biological process: protein deubiquitination. The coding region runs from base 1 to 1215 and encodes 404 amino acids.
AUGCCUGGAUCCAGUGGGGUCAACGUGGAGGGGUCGUGUGAGGCCCUGUGUCGAACCCUGGUGUCUCAGAACGGCCAUCAGAGAGAGACGGCAGACAUCUCCCAGUCCGUCCUCUACACCUCCCUGAUGGGCUUGCUUCUGGUCGCUGACAACGAGAAAGAGAAGGUCACCUUAGGAAGUGGAAGGAUCGGUCUUAGAAACAUAGGAAACACAUGUUUCCUGAAUGCAGUCGUCCAGUGUUUGUCUCACACAUGUGGCCUCAGGGACUACUGCCUCCGCAAGUCCCACAGGCAAGAGAAGUUCUCCAAAGAGGAGGCGAUGCUCAUGGAGGCUUUCUCUGAGUUGCUGUCAGGCCUUUGGAAUGCAAAUGAAGAAGACACAGUUGUAAAUCCACGACAGUUUUACAAUAUUUUCAAAGAAGCGGUGCCUUAUUUCAGUGGAUACAGUCAACAGGAUGCUCAGGAGUUUCUCAGGUUCCUGUUGGACAAACUUCACACAGAAAUCAACCGCAGGCCGUACGUUCGACGUGCAGGAAAGGACUCCGAACAAAAAUAUGCCAGAAUUAGACUUUCAGAAGAGGCAGUUGCCAUGUGGAAGACACACUUAGAGAGAGAUGACAGCAGGAUAGUAGACCUGUUCUCGGGCCAGCUGCGGAGCUCGCUGCACUGCUCGGUGUGUUCGCACUACUCCAACACCUUCGAUGUGUUCUGUGAUCUGUCGCUGCCCAUCCCCAAGAGGAGCAUUGCCGGAGUGGUCACGCUGAAGGAGUGCCUGGAUCUCUUCUCUCAGGAGGAGAAACUGGACAAGGAGAAUUCACCAAUGUGUGAGAGGUGUAACAGGCGUACAGAGUGCACCAAGCGACUGUCCAUCCAGAGGUUUCCCCAGGUUAUUGUGAUCCAUCUGAAUCGUUUUACCACUUCCCGGUGGUCUAUCAGUAAAAGCACAGUAUACGUCUCUUUCCCACUCACUAACUUGGACCUCAGACCCUACGGACCCGUCGACUGUGGCCCAGUUCUGUAUGAUCUAUAUGCAAUAUGUAACCACACUGGGACGGUGAACAUGGGACACUACACAGCCUGCUGCUCAGAUGGAAAUGGUUGGUGCUUCUACAAUGACUCCAGUGUGACUCCAGUGUCAGAGAACCAGCUUCAGACCAAUCAAGCCUAUGUGCUGUUCUACCAGCGCAGCAACAGCUCCGCCGCCAUCAGGAAAUAG